AAAACAAAGCAAGACGGAUAAUACGAGGCGCUACUCUUCUCCCUCUUCGUCUUCCAGCUUACUUCACCAUCGUUUCUGUUUUCCCGAUCCAGAACUCCACAAUCAAUACUCCACUACCUCUUCAUCCAUCAAUUCUUUCUUUAUGAUUUCGAUUCCGUUUACCCUUACUCUCCUGCUUUAUAUACUGAUUUUCUCUCCUCGGUGCAAACCAGAAAGAGAUCUUAUAUGAGGAAGAAAUCUCUCUCGAUUCUCAAUUUUGUUUUGUGUUUUGGUAUUUAAUGAUAUGGUUUCUCUGUGUAGCGAUUGAGAGGUUGAAGCAAGAGACUUCAUCAGUACAAGGGGUAGAAUUGGAAACUGAUAAUAAGAAGAACUGGAUGAGCUCUGCCCAGUUAUGGAUCUCGAACUCUAACUCACAGUCACAAUCGACAAACGAAGAAGAAAACCGGUGUGUGACUCAGACCUGUAAUAAUAAUAAAGCCAACCAACGAGGGGCAAUUCUGUCAUUUAACCGUCCUCCACCACCUCUUCCUUCACCUCCUCUGUCUCUUCCAACGUCAGAAAUAUUGACUGACUAUAGCAGCAGAAUUGAGCAGAGUCAUCCAAUUCAGAAGAAAGAGCUGAGAAGGAAAUGGUCUGAGGAUCUUCACCGGAGGUUCGUGAUGCCUUCAGAAGAUUGGAGGGUCACAAGGUUAGUCCUUACUCAAACAAUGAACCAACUUUGUAUCUCAAUUCUCCAUUGAUUGGUUAUACUGAGAUUAAUGUUGUUUAUGUUUGUUGUUGGUGAAACCAGUGGCAACACCAAAGCAGAUUAGAGAUAUUGUGAAAGUUGAUGGUUUAACCAAUGAUGAAGUCAAGAGUCAUUUACAAAUAAAAGUCCUUAUCUUUUUUUUUUGUACAAACUUGAAAAACUUUGAUGUGUGAAUGAAUGAUUUGAUAGCGUGUGAAAUGAAAAUUAAUUGCA
Brassica napus (rape) is the source of this 961-nucleotide messenger RNA. RefSeq names its product transcription factor HHO5-like. The coding region runs from base 279 to 740 and encodes 153 amino acids. The transcript is spliced from 2 exons. The record is from RefSeq and is a predicted model, not a curated record. NCBI's taxonomy places the organism in Eukaryota, Viridiplantae, Streptophyta, Magnoliopsida, Brassicales, Brassicaceae.